This is a messenger RNA of Asterias rubens (European starfish), 1179 nucleotides long. Its product is annotated as allatostatin-A receptor-like. The record is from RefSeq and is a predicted model, not a curated record. NCBI's taxonomy places the organism in Eukaryota, Metazoa, Echinodermata, Asteroidea, Forcipulatida, Asteriidae. Gene Ontology annotation, biological process: G protein-coupled receptor signaling pathway. The transcript is spliced from 4 exons. Gene Ontology annotation, cellular component: membrane. Gene Ontology annotation, molecular function: G protein-coupled receptor activity. The coding region runs from base 1 to 1179 and encodes 392 amino acids.
AUGAGCUACCCAGACACCAUCACCAGAGACACAAAUCUCAAUCUAAACGAGACUCAACAAGUCAUGAGGGAUAAAGCAACCUGGCACCAUUUCAUCAAAGCUGCUCCAAGGAUGAAGGAUGAUGAUGAGUAUAUUUUCAACUCCGAUCUAACUGUUCCUUGGCUACAGGCAGUUCGACACAUCCUUAUUUUGGCAGCGGGUGAUUUGUUGGCUCUUGUUGUUGUUAUUUUCCACAUCACUGAGUUUUUCCCACCGACUUGGCCCGUUCUCUGGGCCUUUGACUGGCAGUGUUCAGUCCAUCGGUUCUUCCGGUUUGUUGGGUUCAACAACACGGUCCUGACCAUGACGGCCAUCGCAGUGGACCGGUUUUACGCCGUGAAACACCCGGUGACGUUCCGGACCCGAAUCACGGCAAAGCGGACUAAAGUGGUCGUGGGUGCUCUAUGGGUUGUCUCAAACCUUGCUGCAGUACCAACUGCAUUUAUGUUCCAGAGUAAAUAUGGUGGUGUUGGCAAAGCUGUGACAUAUCCAGGAAAGAUUAAUUUCGCCUGCAAACUUGUGACACCUUUCGGCUCGUGGUUCAAAGACUUCAAAUCAAUUUAUUUGAACAUCGUCUUGUUCUACCUUCCGGUGAUUGUGACAGCCGCCCUCUACGUCCUGAUCGUGCUACACGUGUGGAAGAACAACAAGUUUAUCCGUUCCCGAUUGGGUCGUGUCCCGCAUAGGAACUCACACUGGAAAACCGCCAAGACGCUCCUGACGGUUUUCCUCGUGUACGUGUCCUGUUACAUUCUCCUGAUCACGUACAAUCUCUUGGCAAGAUACGCUCCCAAAGUUCUCCCGCCGGAUGUGAAAAAUGUAGGUCUUUUACUGCCGUACGUCAACAGUUGUAUGAAUCCAAUAGUAUAUUCCUUCACUAACCCCAGUUUUCGCGAUGCAUGCAGGACUAUCCUCCACUGCAAGUCAUCGGAGCCUCUGACAUUGACAAUGGCAGAGACACCAGUGAAGGAGACCGAAGGGAAUAGCUCUGACGACCCAGUGAAAUACAUCAAUGGCGGCUUACCACACGUACCACCGCCAGCAGUUGCUGUAAUUCAAACAGACUUUACCUUGUGCGAGAAAACAGGGGAUGAAAGAAAAGAGUUCGGUUUAUCCCCGCAUGCGCUUUCCUUCAUCUAA